GUUGCUUCUUCUGGCUUCGUAAUUUUUUUUCAUUGCUUUAUUAUUUUUAUUAAACACACCAAAACCCUGUCCCUCCUCAUUAAAACAAUACUCUCAAUACUCUAAAAAAAAUACUCUACCCUACCCCUUCUUCUUCGUUCCCACCAUUUUCCUCAUCAUACUAUUGUCAUUUUUUAAAAGCAGCACUACGCUUGUCUUUCAAUUUUCUACACGUUCAACCUCAAAAAGAACCCAAAGCUACAUAUCUAUUUUCCCCGCAACUACAAAAACUCAUCCAACCCCCAUUGGUGUUCUCGCACUUCUCAAAUUCUCUUUAACAUCCUCAUCAACCCAGAGCAUCCUUUAUCUCCACCUGAAUUGCUUCGACUUCCUCUUCUGCGUUCGCUUCGUGUUGCCCUUACCCUGCAAUCGCUCUAUCAUCAGCUUGAUACACUACAUACUUGCUCUCUUACUCCUCGUUGGGUUCCAAAAUACGAUCAUCAUGGUGAAAGACACUCAUGCUCAUAAAGCCUUACUUGACGCCAAGGACCAGCUGCUUGCAGCUUAUGCCUCCGUUCAUUCAUCCCUUGGCCAUUUGAUCGGGCUCGUCCAACACUCUGAUCCGCGUGUCAUUGCCGAGACCUUGGGGACCGGCUCUGGUCUGCCUAUUCCUGCUCAUGCUGCUCGCUAUGGUCACACACCUCAGUCUGCACAACAGCAGGUCUCUCAGCAUUUGCCCUCACAUCACCCCCACGGCCGCCAGGUUGCCCAAAACGGAACGACAGGCCCAAGCUUCACUGCCGUCACCCCCUAUGCGCCCCACAAUCGAACUCAGUACAAUCCCAAUCCUCAUCUUCAAAACUCAGGUGGUUUCACAGCACCCGAAUCCGAGGACGAAGCGGAUGAUGAUGAUGACGAAAACGAGGACCCAAGUGAAGAAGAACAUGCGGGAGCCAUACAUGCCCCUCAACAUACGUAUGCACCAGCCGCUGAACAACCAGUAGGCAAGAAGGGACGUGAGAAGAAGGUGAAAAAAGAGCGUGACCCGAACGCACCCAAACGUCCUGCGUCUGCAUAUAUCCUCUUCCAAAAUGCCGUACGUCAAGAGAUGCGAGCUGCGAAUCCUACAGCAGAUUACAAAGAAUUGGCUCGUCAGAUUGGUGAUCGAUGGAAAAGUCUCGAUGAAGAGGCUAAAAAGCCAUGGUCCGAAGCCGGUAAACAAGCUAUGUCAUCUUGGAAUAUCCAAAAUCGCGAAUACAAAAGUUUACACCCUGAGGCCGCCACACAAACCACAUCGCCUCAUGCCCUUUCGAAUGGAUCAUCUGUCGCAGCUGCUCCUCCUAAACGUCGAAGAACGGUCCCUACCCUUGACGCAGACGGUAAUCCGAUCAAAAAGAAGCGAGGUCGUCCCAGCAAAUCUGAUAAGGUAGAAGAAGUCGCCCCAAUCCAACCUCAGCAACCACAGCCUGUCUCUGUUGCUCAACCAAAGUUUGAGCACCGCCCUGAACAUGCUCCUCAACAAGUUCGGAUGGGAAUUACCAAUGGUAUCGGUCAUCAAGCAGUUGUCCCUCAACAACAUUUUCGACCUACUGGUCAGGCUGUUGUGGCUGGAGAUGAUGACGAAGAGGAUGAUGCGGCCGAGGGUGAUACUGAUUCAGAUGGCGGCGAGAGAAUCAAACCGCCAUCCGCUCACUCGCAACCACCUGCAAUUCAAACUGCUGAAGAAGAAGAUGAGGAUGAGGACGCUGAAGAAGAAGAAGAGGAGGAAGAAGAAGAAGAAGAAGAGGACAGUGAAAGUGAUGGCCCCGCGGGUAAGAAAAUGAGACCGAAUGCAUAGAGAAGCAAACCAGAAGGAUGCAGAGAGGUGAUCGGGGAUGUGAAAUAGUUUAUGGGAUUCGAAAAGGUUGCCUUUGUGAAUAGGCUGUUUAUGUUUAGUAUCUUGAUUUCUUUUUGUCUCUUCUCCUGCGAUCCAAGAAAAAAAAAUCACAAAAAUUGGUUUUGUUAUCAGACUUGAAAUUGGACUGCUGCUGUGUUUUGCUCUGGCUCUCUGCUUAAUGGAUAUGCUUUUGUCUACUAUCACUGGG
Messenger RNA from Melampsora larici-populina 98AG31, 2063 nucleotides. RefSeq lists its product as uncharacterized. The transcript has 7 exons. NCBI's taxonomy places the organism in Eukaryota, Fungi, Basidiomycota, Pucciniomycetes, Pucciniales, Melampsoraceae. The record is from RefSeq and is a predicted model, not a curated record. The coding region runs from base 482 to 1816 and encodes 444 amino acids.